Messenger RNA from Rotaria sp. Silwood2, 395 nucleotides. The record is from the annotation of a GenBank genome assembly. Lineage: Eukaryota; Metazoa; Rotifera; Eurotatoria; Philodinida; Philodinidae.
GCCACUGAUUCUAUAUAAUGUUUUUUCUUGUUUUUAUUGCAGCCACAACGACGUGUGGUGAAUGUACUGUUAAUGUUCGUAAUAAAUACACUAAUGAAACUCAAGGUGUCCUUGAUGAUAGUGUAGGUUAUUAUUCUUGUUCUCAAUUUUGUACUGGUAGUCUUACGAGUGGUGCUUCUGGUGCUCAAGAUCCUCUUUAUAAUUAUGCUAAUGACGCAGCUACUGCUCUUGGUGGUGUUACUUAUACUUGUAAACUUGCUUGGUCUACUACAAAUAAUUGUGUUAAUUCUUACGGUACUUAUACCAGUCUAGCUGGUAAUUUUUAUCUAAGCAAUCGUGGUGUCUGUAGUAAUCGCCCUGGUUACCGUUGUUGUUGCAGAUCUACUUCUGGAUGA